AUGCCUUCUGGAUCAGUUCUCGUCACCGGUGGUACCGGCUACAUUGGCUCAUUCACCACCUUGGCUCUGCUCGAGGCCGGCUACAAGGUCGUCGUUGCCGAUAACUUGUACAAUUCCUCGCCCGAGGCUUUGAACCGCGUCGAGGCCAUCUGUGGCAAGAAGGCCGAAUUCAUCCAGAUCGAUGUCACCGAAGAGAAUGGGUUUGACAAGGCCUUCGAGGCCCACCCCGACAUUGACAGCGUGAUUCACUUUGCUGCUCUCAAGGUGAGUGAACCCCAGUGGAUAGAUCCUACGAAGUCACCCUACAAGCUCCCUUCAGUGGCUCUGAGACUAACAGGGGCCUUUUUUCCCCCUUCAUUGCAGGCUGUGGGCGAGUCUGGCGAGAAGCCCUUGGACUAUUACAUGGUCAAUGUCUACGGCACACUGAACCUGCUCCGCUCCAUGGUCAAGCACAAUGUCACCAACAUUGUCUUCUCCAGCUCUGCCACCGUCUACGGCGACGCUACCCGCUUCCCUAACAUGAUCCCAAUUCCGGAGGAGUGCCCCUUGGGCCCGACCAACCCCUACGGUAACACCAAGUUUGCCGUUGAGACUGCCAUCACCGACGUGAUCAAUGCUCAGCGCAACAAUGCGCUCAAGGCCGGUAAAGAGGCCGAGGCUCAGAAGUGGAACGGGGCUCUGCUGCGCUACUUCAACCCGGCCGGUGCCCACCCCUCGGGCAUCAUGGGUGAGGACCCCCAGGGUGUCCCUUACAACCUGCUGCCCCUGCUCGCUCAGGUGGCCACCGGCAAGCGUGAGAAGCUCUUGGUCUUCGGUGAUGACUAUGCCUCCCACGACGGUACUGCCAUUCGCGACUAUAUUCACAUUCUUGACUUGGCCGACGGCCACCUGAAGGCCCUGAACUACUUGCGUGAUCAGAACCCCGGUGUCCGGGCCUGGAACUUGGGUACCGGAAAGGGCUCAACCGUCUACGAGAUGAUCAAGGCCUUCUCCCAUGCGGUCGGUCGUGACCUCCCCUACGAGGUCGCUCCUCGUCGUGCUGGUGAUGUUCUCAACCUCACUGCCAACGCUACCCGUGCCAACAAGGAAUUGGGUUGGACUCCCAAGUUCACCCUGGAGAACGCCUGCGAGGAUCUUUGGCGCUGGACCAAGAACAACCCUCAAGGUUAUCGCCAGCAGCCCCCUGCGGAGCUCCUUGCUGCUCUCAAGAAAUAA
This is a messenger RNA of Penicillium diatomitis, 1215 nucleotides long. Its product is annotated as NAD-dependent epimerase/dehydratase family protein. The coding region runs from base 1 to 1215 and encodes 404 amino acids. NCBI's taxonomy places the organism in Eukaryota, Fungi, Ascomycota, Eurotiomycetes, Eurotiales, Aspergillaceae. The transcript has 2 exons. The record is from RefSeq and is a predicted model, not a curated record. Gene Ontology annotation, cellular component: cytosol. Gene Ontology annotation, molecular function: UDP-glucose 4-epimerase activity. Gene Ontology annotation, biological process: beta-D-galactose catabolic process via UDP-galactose, Leloir pathway.